Molecule: messenger RNA, 1249 nt
Organism: Daphnia pulex (common water flea)
Lineage: Eukaryota; Metazoa; Arthropoda; Branchiopoda; Diplostraca; Daphniidae
Exons: 4
Coding region: 362-1162 (266 amino acids)
Source: RefSeq, a predicted model, not a curated record
AUCCGCUUGGUGCGCUGGCUGUACCGGUCAGUCAUAACUUUCUCUCGAAGUCAGUAGGAGAAUAGUGUUCGUGUUUUUAAUAAGAAAAAAAUGUUUUUUCUCGUUGAAAAUUAGUGACAGGGUAGCAUAAAGUUAAGCUUCACAGGAAAAGUGUAUAAGUUAUUUGGUUAUUUAUGUAAAAAUAGUUAGUUUUUCGUUUUGUGUCGACGAUACUGGACAAGGAAAAUGCCAAAUCGUUGCUUUGUGCCCAAUUGCAAUGCCGGAUAUCCAGGAUUUAAACCUUGUAGUAAGGUAGCUUUUUUCGCUCCACCCAAAGAUGAAGCUCUCUUCAAAGAAUGGGAGCUGAACAUUCCUCGCAAAGAUGCAAAUCUUAAAGCUUCAUCAAGAGUGUGCUCAGGUCACUUCGAAGAAGAUGAUAUUAUCAAAGGCCGGUUGCUUAAAGGGAAUGAUGGCCAAGACAUUUUCUAUGCAUGGAACAAUUGGAGUCUUAAAGAAGGAGCCAUCCCAAGAAUUUUCCCAGGCUGCCCGAGUUCUGAACAAGCCUAAAUCAGCCAAAAGAAAGCUACCAAAAGGAAAGCAGACCGCCAACAAGAGGAAUCGAACGGAAUGUGACCAACUGGUUGAGCUUCGAGAACAUAAAGAUGACUUUUCAGAAAACUGGGAAGGAGUACCUGUUGAUGAUUCUUCUCUGAACGACCCAUGGCUGUCAUUUAAACCAGAAGACUGCCCAGUACCUCCAGGUUGGUUUUGGAUUCAAUCAAGUGAUGUUCCUGAGGAGAUUAAUUGUGAAAACUGCCUAAAUUCCCUAACUGCAGAAAAAAGUGAACUUCCUAGUGAAUUCUACGCUGCGUAUAUUACCAAACUAAGGAGCAAAGGAUUUCUACGCUUCGCUUCACUCGGUUUUUACUACACCAUUUCCAAGGUGGAGAGGAUCCUUCAGAAGCACUUACAAUCACAUCAAGCCUACAUUAGGGAUUCCUUCCAGCUAGUCAUUAGCGAAGUUGUUGGUGAUGGCCUCAAUCUUCCCCCCAUAUGCUGUGAAGCGCAUCGACAUGAACAACUAUCAUUUCUCGUUUACGAAUAUGUUGUAUUGCGCUAUCACAUAAAAGCCAAGCGCUUCAAAAAUGAUGCCUUCCAACAAUUAAAAAGUAACCAACAAUGAACAAAAACACCGAAAAAUGUCCAAAAUGGUUUCGUAAUGUAUAAAGAAUGAAUGAUAAAAUACAUGACAUUGAUACAUUCCGAUAAA